Messenger RNA from Schistocerca gregaria, 791 nucleotides. RefSeq lists its product as uncharacterized. The coding region runs from base 50 to 670 and encodes 206 amino acids. Lineage: Eukaryota; Metazoa; Arthropoda; Insecta; Orthoptera; Acrididae. The transcript is spliced from 5 exons. The record is from RefSeq and is a predicted model, not a curated record.
CAGCGUAUAUGUGUCAUCACGUUGACUCGACACUGGGUAAAGUUCCAACAUGGCUUCUAAGCUCUUCAUUUUCUUGGCUGUAUGUGUGGCAGUGCAGAGCACCGCUGCAGCUCCCUCCCCUGGCAUCAGCGACUGGUUCACCCAGGUGGGAAAAAUCUUAGAGGGCUUCUACAAUGUCAAGAAGAACAUGGCGCAGCACGCCAUAGAGGGGGCUGAGAAGACGUGGCAGGGAAUGGUGGACGUCGCACAGCAGGAGGCGCAGGAGGUCGCCUCGUGGAUACAGAACGCCUACAACUCUUCCACCACUGCCUGGACCAGCAUUCAAGGGAAACUUCAGGAUGCCACCCAGAAGGCAGUGUCGUCCGCACAGCAAGCACUGAUCUCAGCCGGGCAGCAGAUCUCGCAAGAGGCGUCCCAGAUGGUGCAGGAAGCGGCCGCCAACCUGCAGAGCGCGGUGAGCUCCAUCCCCAGUAAGACCCAGGAGGCCUUCCAGACAGCCAUGCAGUUCGUGGAGCGUGGAGAAGCAGCCCUGGAGCAGCUCCAGCAAGCCAAGGCCAACACCGCCAGCGCCGUCAUCCAGAACAUCACAAAGUCCCUCCAGCAGGGCCUCCAGAACGUCAGGUCUCUGCUCAGUAAGGCGUCCGCCGAAGUCAACAAGAGCACCAGCUAAGUCAGAGGCUUGUACAGCAGUAGCUCCAGCUCCUGCAGACAAAUAACUGUACUCAUGUAGCCGGUGUCGCUAAUUUUGUAUUUAUGGUGAUAAAAUAAAUCCUAUGAUCAAACAACUUAAA